Molecule: messenger RNA, 618 nt
Organism: Parastagonospora nodorum SN15
Lineage: Eukaryota; Fungi; Ascomycota; Dothideomycetes; Pleosporales; Phaeosphaeriaceae
Exons: 2
Coding region: 1-618 (205 amino acids)
Cellular component (GO): cytoplasm; membrane
Source: RefSeq, a predicted model, not a curated record
AUGAAGCUUCCGCCAAUCGCCGUGGCCUGCCUGUCUGCCCUCGCCAUCGAUUCCUGCUCCAACGUCAUCGCACAACGACUCAAAGCGUGGAAUGAGUCGAAACCCUUCGUAUUCGACCGAGUUCUCUUCUUCCAGUUCGCCUUUAUGGUAGCCCUUACGGCACCCAUUAAUUACCAUUGGCAAUGCUUUUUGGAGCGUGCCUUCCCGGGCUGGAAAACAGCGAAGCGACAGCGACUUCUUGAGGCUGGCGAGGAGGAAAAGGGCAUUCUCUUAAAAGAGGACGGCGAAGACAAGAAAAUGAUAGAGGAGGAUGUUAGGGUCAGGGACUGGUGGAACAUUUUCAGGAAAUGGUUCACUGACUGCAUCACCAUGGGCGCCCUGUUGAACCAGUCCAUGUUCCUCAUCCUGAUGGGUCUUCUCAAACACAAGACAAUGGCAUUGAUCAUUCAAGACUUCCGUAACGAGCUCAUCGGGCUUAUUGUCGAUUCAUACAAAGUCUGGCCGAUUGCCAACUUCUUCUCCACGACAUACUUUCCAGUCGAAAAGCGUAUGAUCUUCCUCAGCUUCUGUGGGCUGUUAUGGAACAUUUACCUUUCUUUAGUAGCGGCUCGACUAUAG